Messenger RNA from Calidris pugnax (ruff), 5180 nucleotides. RefSeq names its product protein SOGA1-like. The transcript has 5 exons. Gene Ontology annotation, biological process: insulin receptor signaling pathway. The record is from RefSeq and is a predicted model, not a curated record. Bases 41 to 1762 code for a protein of 573 amino acids. Lineage: Eukaryota; Metazoa; Chordata; Aves; Charadriiformes; Scolopacidae.
GCAGAAAGGAGCCAACCCAUGGGCCUUGAAGCACUCUGAAAUGGAGAAGCACGGCAGCAACUGGAAAGAGGCUCUCAAUGAAAAAAUCACAGACAAAGAGACAAUCUCUGAAGCAGAAGCCAAGGGAACCAACCUCAAAAGGACCAAGUCCGUUUCCUCCAUGUCAGAGUUUGAAAGCUUGCUCGACUGUUCUCCCUACCUCCCUGGAAAGACCACGCCAGGGCUGGGCGACCAUUCCCGGGGCAAAAAGGCAUCCACGGCCGCCCAGCUGUUGCCCAACGGGAUCCGGGACAGCGCUGGCCUUCCUCCCUCCAACUGUACAUAUGUGAAUAUUGAGCAACCUGUCCCCGACAGCCUGGCCAAGGAGAAGCUGGGCAUCUCCUCCUGGGACUACUCAAGGGCAAGCAGCCUUUCCGGGCACGAUCAAGCCCAGAAGCAAAUGCAGAGGAGCUACACGGCACCCGACAAGACGGGGAUCCGCAUCUACUACAGCCCACCGGUGGUGCGGCGGCUGGAGGCGCCUCUGGUGCACAACAAGGAGGGGAAGAUCAUGAUCGAACCCGGCUUCUUGUUCACCAUGGCCAAGCCCAAGGAGCCGGAGGAGUCAGCCAGCGCCGAGAGCACCUACAGUCAGUGGCUGUGCAACUUCUCCAAGCAGCAGCGGGAGCUGCUGGACGGUGGCACGGUGGAGAGCGCGGUGCCGCCGGUGCCCCGCUUCCCCUCCUCGCUGCACGACCUGGAGAUCUCCGGCAACAUGAGCGACGACAUGAAGGAGAUCACCAACUGCGUGCGGCAGGCCAUCCGCUCCAGCUCGCUGGAGAGGAAGGUGAAAAGCACCUCCAGCCAGACGGUGGGGCUGGCCCACGUGGGGACACAGACCAUCCAGACGGUGAGCGUGGGCCUGCAGACCGACCUGCCACGCGGCAGCGGCGUCCAUGGCAAGAGCUGGUCCCCCCGCAGCUCCUCCCUUGUGUCUGUGCGCAGCAAGCAGAUCUCCUCCUCCCUGGAUAAGGUCCACUCCAGGAUCGAGAGGCCGUGCUGCUCCCCAAAAUACGGCUCCCCGAAGCUCCAGAGGAGGUCUUCCUCCAAGCUGGACGCCUCCAAGGACAGGAGCCUCUGGAACCUGCACCAGAGCAAGCAGAAUGGUUCCGCCUGGGCCCGUUCCACCACCACCCGGGACAGCCCUGUCCUCAGCAACAUCAACGAUGGCUUGUCCAGCUUGUUCAGCGUGGUGGAGCACGCGGGCAGCACCGAGUCCAUCUGGAAGCCGGGCUGCCCUGAAAGCAGCCGGACCAAGCCCGAAGCACCCAAGUACGGCCUCGUGCAGGAGUUCUUCAGGAACGUCUGCGGGCGGGCGCAGAGCCCCACUGCCCCCCCAGAGAAGAAGGAGGCCACCGGGGAGGAGGGCAGCAAGAGAGCCGAGCACCCCAGCCUGGCCACCCACCAUCCAGCUGAAAACAUCUCCCGUGUCUUGAACAAGAAAGUCCUCAAGCAGAGCAGCUGCGAGGACGCCAAGCCCUUGUCCCCCGGCCAGGGGAGUAAGGAGGCAGCCCUGCGGGACCCCGACCUCCUCUCGGCCAUAGCCAGCGAGGACACGGCGUGUGACUGCAGCUCCCAGUCCCUCACCUCCUGCUUCGCCCGCCCGUCCCGCUCCACCGUCCGCCAUUCCCCUUCCAAGUGCAAACUGCACCCCGCGGACCCCCCCCGGGCGGAGGAGAAGCCGGGGGCCUCGUCCUGCAAUGUAAAACCAAGUGCAUUUUAAAAAAAAACAAAAAAAAAAAACGACAACAGAAAAAAAACCCAAAAUGAGCUACAUUUGGAGAUGCACCAAUUGGAUUAAGAGAUUGUGGGUUAGGAGGCUGCAGGGUGGCCUGCGGUCUGCGCUGCCCCCCCUCACCACCAGAAAAAGCCUUAUCCGGGGAGGCAGCGGGGCAGGGGGGAUGAUGACAGCGGCCACAGCCCCCCAACAGUGGUACAGAGCCCCCCCAGGGCUGGGGGACAGCGUCCCAGCCCCACGCAGAGCAGCGUUGGUGCCCCAGGAGAGAGGAGUGAUUUUCAAGGAGGCUGUUUUGACCUAUUUUCCUGCUGCCGGCCGGGGGCCAGGCGGGGAAUCACCCGGUGGAGCUGCCCGGGGGUGCCUGAGCUUCCCUGGGGCUCCCUGCGUCGCUCUGGGGCUGUGGGCCUUGCUCUGGGGGGGGCUCUAUACAUUGCUCCAGGGGCUCCGUGCGUUGCUCUGGGGCUCUAUACAUCGCUCCAGGGGCUCCGUGCAUCUCUCUGGGGCUGUGUACAUGGCUCCAGGGGCUCUGUGCGUUGCUCUGAGUCCAUGCACACUGCUCUGGGGGGCUCUGCACAGCACUCUGGGGCUCCAGGGGGUUCCAUGCAUUGCUGUGGGGCUGUGUACAUCGCUCCAGGACCUCUGUGCAUAGCUCUGGGGCUCUGUAUGCAGCUCCAGGACCUCUGUACAUUGGUCUGGGGCUGUGUACAUGGCUCCAGGACCUCUGUGCAUUUCUCUGGGGCUCUGUACACAGCACAGAGCACUGUGCAUAGCUCUGGGGCUGUGUACAUCACUCUAGGGGGGCUCUGCAUGCUGCUCCAGGGGGUUCUGUGCAUUCCUCUGGGGCUCCAUACACUGCUCCAGGGGCGCCGUGCAUCUCUCUGGGGCUGUGUACAUCACUCUAGAGGGGCUCUGUACGCUGCUCUAGGGGGUUCUGUGCAUUCCUCUGGGGCUCCGUACACCACUCCAGGGGCUCCAUGCGUUGCUCUGGGGCUCUAUAUGUUGCUCCAGGGGCUCCAUGCAUCUCUCUGGGACUGUGCACAUCGCUCCAGGGGCUCUGUGCAUUGCUCUGAGUCCAUGCACGCUGCUCUGGGGGGCUCUGCACAGCGCUCUGGGGCUCCAGGGGGUUCCAUGCAUUGCUGUGGGGCUGUGUACAUCGCUCCAGGACCUCUGUGUGUAGCUCUGGGGCUGUGUACAUCACUCUAGAGGGGCUCUGUACGCCGCUCUAGGGGGUUCUGUGCAUUCCUCUGGGGCUCUGUACACAGCUCCAGGGGCUCCGUGCAUCGCUCUGGGGCUGUGUACAUCGCUCCAGGGGGUCUGUGAUUUGCUCUGGGGCUUUGUACACCACUCCAGGGGCUCUGUGCGUUGCUCUGAGUCCAUGUGCGCCGCUCUGGGGGGCUCUGCACAGCGCUCUGGGGUUCUGUACACAGCUCCAGGGGGUUCCAUGCAUUGCUGUGGGGCUGUGUACAUCACUCCAGGACCUCUGUGUGUAGCUCUGGGGCUCUGUACCCUAAUCUAGGACCUCUGUGCAUUGCUCUGAGUCCAUGCACGCUGCUCCGGGGGGCUCUGUACACAGCUCCAGGAGCUCUGUACCUUGGUCUGGGGCUGUGUACAUCACUCUAGGACCUCUGUGCAUUGCUCUGGGGCUGUGUACAUCACUCCAGGGGGGCUCUGUAUGCUGCUCUGGGGGCUCUGUGCACUGCUCUGGGGCUCUGUACACAGCUCCAGGGAGUUCAGUUUGUUGCUGUGGGGCUGUGUACAUCGCUCCAGGACCUCUGUGCGUUGCUCUGGGGUUCUGUACGCAGCUCCAGGACCUCUGUAUGUUGGGCUGGGGCUGUGUACAUCGCUCCAGGACCUCUGUGCGUUGCUCUGGGGUUCUGUACGCAGCUCCAGGAGCUCUGUACCUUGGUCUGGGGCUGUGUACAUCGCUCUAGGACCUCUGUGCAUUGCUCUGGGGCUGUGUACAUCGCUCCAGGGGGUUCUGUGCAUUGCUCUGGGGCUCCGUACACAGCUCCAGGGAGUUCAGUUUGUUGCUGUGGGGCUGUGUACAUGGCUCCAGGACCUCUGUGCAUAGCUCUGGGGCUCUGUAUGCAGCUCCAGGACCUCUGUGUGUUGGUCUGGGGCUGUGUACAUCACUCCAGGGGGUUCUGUGCAUUGCUCUGAGGCUCCGUACACAGCUCCAGGGAGUUCAGUUUGUUGCUGUGGGGCUGUGUACAUGGCUCCAGGACCUCUGUGCAUUGCUCUGGGGCUGUGUACCUGGCUCCAGGACCUUUGUGCAUAGCUCUGGGGCUGUGUACAUCGCUCCAGGGGGGCUCUGUACGCAGCUCCAGGGGGUUCCGUGCGUUGCUGGGGGGCUGCGUCCGCUGCUCCAGGGGCUCUGUGCGUUGCUGUCAUCUUGCAGCUUGGCUUAAAAAUUUGCUGUUGCUGCUGCUGCCGCCGAAGCUGCUGCCCCCUCCCGUCCGGCCGCACGCUGCCCGCCGCAGCCAGGCUGCAUCACUGCCACGUCGCAGCCUCCGUCAGCAUCUCCGCGACGGCUCUCACUGCCUGUGUCUCCGGACACACCAGCAUCAACCAGGGCCCAGCAGGCCCAGCACCGAUGGCCUUUUGCUCCUGCGGCGCCUGGGAGGCCCCCACGGGGACCCUCGUCCAGCCGGGUGCGGGGCAGGUGCUGCCCACCCUCACCAGCAGCCGGGGGGACAAGGCACCGUCCCUGCCUGCCACCGAGAAGUUGGGUCCCUGCACCCCGGCAGGCACGGCGCUGCCGCGGGCGAUCUCCUGCUGUACAUAGAUCCUUUCGGGGUGAUUUUUAGCAUUUUCAUUGAUAAAAAAUCGGGGGGGUUUGGUUUUGGUUGUUUGGUUUUUUGGUUUUGGGUUUGUGGGGGUUUUUUUGUUCUGUUUUUUUUUUUUAAAGACUCUACUUUUUGGAAUGUGGUUUCUCAUUUUUACAACUGCCUUUUAAUUAUUUGUAAUAUUGGUCAGUUCUGUCUUACUCUGUAAAUAGCGGUGCGGGGCGUUUCCCCCGGGGCCGGGGGCUGAGCCAAGGGCUUUGCAAAGGCAACGGGGAAGAUCUGAGACGUGGGGGUGGCUGAUCCAGCCCCGGCCCCCGCGCAGCCUCCCUCCCUGUCCUCUCCCCACGCCACCUCCCAGCCCUAGGUCCUUCGGGCAAAGCCACGCUUGUCCCUGCCCUGUCCUCCUGCUUCUUCUCGCCAGGUCGCAUGAAGGGCACCUUCUGCCCCGAUGACAGGCCCCCUGCCCAUCCUGCACCCCCCUUCCACGCCUGCUUGUCCUGUGAUGAAUAAAGGCCCUGCAAACCCCUCACCCACGCCCUCGGUGCUGCCUUCCCGUGCUGCGGUGGGGGGGACCAUGGUGCUUGUCCUGUCUGGGGAACCGGUGCUGCUGUGGAGGG